AUGGGGCCCAUCUGGUUUACCACCACCCAGACGCUCCAUCUCCCUUCCCAGAAUCAGCAAUCAUACCAUGAAGAGCGGGUCCAGCUGUUGGUAGCGGACAUCGGCAAUCAUGACAUUAUCCUUGGAACAGACUGGCUCGACACGCACAACCCGGAGGUCGAUUGGUCGCAGGACCGAGUAGACAUGACGCGCUGCCCACCCGAGUGCGUACUGGUCAAUCCUCCGGUGACCAAUCUUUGUACUACGGCAAGUUUCGAGGUCCGCGGCAUACGGCUUGAAGAAGUGAUCGAUGAGGACGAGGUUGCACUCCAUUCAUGGCAGCAGCAGCGCGCCCUCCCAGCAGAUCACCCGCUCAUCCUUGACACCGGUGACGACAUUCCCUCCUUGCUGUCCGUUCCCCCACCAUGCCAACACGGCAUCUCCAUGGUGGAGGUUGACGAUGAGGAGGAUCUAUGCCUACGUCAGGAACUCCGGCAGCGGCUGAUCAACACCGCACUUCCCAUGAUGCACAUUAAACCGGACUUCCCCACCCCCGCCCCACGUUUGUUGGCCACCGUACAGCUAGACAACAACUACGUGGACGAGGAUGAGCCGGUGGUUGAACACGUUAUUCCAAUUUCGGUGGACUGGGUGCUCCGCGGCUUGGAGCUCGUGCGUGUGGUGCCUGACAUUGAGCACUGCACCUUUGAACCAGGCGAUGUGCUCAUGUACACGACCGAGUACACUGAAGAUACGGAGGAAGAAGAGGAUCACGCCGUCAACGUUCGCGCCGCCUUCACCCGCUCUCAGGAGCUCGCGGAGAAACAUGCAACCGGAACUUCAGCUAAGUCUAUUGAAGAACUCGUCCCGGAACAAUACUGA
Molecule: messenger RNA, 861 nt
Organism: Peniophora sp. CBMAI 1063
Lineage: Eukaryota; Fungi; Basidiomycota; Agaricomycetes; Russulales; Peniophoraceae
Source: the annotation of a GenBank genome assembly